Messenger RNA from Didymodactylos carnosus, 1482 nucleotides. Lineage: Eukaryota; Metazoa; Rotifera; Eurotatoria; Philodinida; Philodinidae. The record is from the annotation of a GenBank genome assembly.
AUGACAGACAUAGUAGUUUCGGACAUUGUUAAUAAAUCACCGGAGAUUCCCUCAAUUAGUGAAGCAAAAGAUGGAAUGGAUAUAGGCGAUCAGCAGUCAGAUAAAGAUACUGAACCAAAACAAAUGGGUUACUUGGAUCGGGGUGAAUAUACGUCAGAAAAGUUUAAAAUUGAAAUUAAUAAUUUGCCAAAAUUUUUUGGACACGCUGAUUUGAAGAAAAAACUACGUACACUUGGAUUAAAUAUUGUCAAAGUGAAAGUACCGCAUCAGGCGCGUCAUGCUUAUGUCACAUUUAGAAAUGAGGAAGAUAAAGAAAAAUCAUUCAAAUUAUUAGAUGGCUGGAAAUAUAAGGGAAACAAAAUUGAAGUCUCGCUAACGACCCAUGGGUACAAUCAAGUACAAAAAAGUCGAAAACUAGCCAAUAAGAAGGAAAAUCGUCAAAACAACAAUGCAGAACAGAGUCAGAAUGUUGAGAAAAUUUCAGAUGAUACCAGAAUUCAAAAUGCCACCACACCAUUAUGGAAUUUAGAUUAUGAUGAACAAUUAGUGAAAAAGUCGGAAAUUGUCCUUGCCUAUCUGCAUACGUUAGAACAAAAAAUCAAAUUAAAUUCGAACAACAUAGUAUCAAUUCCAUAUGAUGGUAUUAAACCUUCGCCAGUUGUGGACGGUUAUCGAAACAAAUGCGAGUUUUCAAUUGGUACUGAUGAUAAUGGAGAAAAAGUUGUUGGAUUUCGUUUUGGCGAGUAUAGAUCGGGUUCAAAUCGUGUCGGUAGCCCGAAAGAUUGUCGAAAUGUACCAGAUAGUAUGAAAUUAGUUGUAGAACAUUUCCAAUCAUUUAUUCGCUCAAGUGUACAUGCAUCAUUCUCAACCGAAACUCAUGCAGGUUAUUGGAGACAAUUGACCGUUCGAACGAAUCGUCUACAACAUAUCAUGAUGAUUGUUUCAUUUUCUAAUACAGCUGGUGCUGAAAUAUUGUUUACAGUUGUUAAGGACUCAUUGGAUCUCGACGAGAAUACGAUCGUAUUAGAUAUUUGCUGUGGCACCGGCACAAUCGGUAUUACACUUGCCAAUGCGACAAAACAAGUCAUUGGUAUUGAGAUGAAUAAUGAUGCUGUCGAAGACGCCAAACAAAAUGCUCAACUUAAUAAUAUCAAUAAUAUUGAAUUUAUAUCGGACAAAAUUGAAAAUGUUAUACAUUCAAUUGUACAGAAAUAUGCAGAUAAUCGACUUAUUGCAAUAUUGGAUCCUCCUCGAGCUGGUGUUCAUAAGAAGGUCAUACAGACAUUACGCAAAGCAACAAAUUUGAAACUAUUGGCUUAUAUUUCAUGUAAUCCAGCAUUAGCCAUUGAGAAUUUUAUCGAUCUGACACGUUCAGCAUCUAAUACUUAUCAUGGUUUACCGUUUGUGCCUGUGAAAGCAACAGCAGUUGAUCUUUUUCCUCACACAACUCAUUAUGAACUUUUUGUUUUAUUUCAACGAUAG